Schistosoma mattheei is the source of this 204-nucleotide messenger RNA. Lineage: Eukaryota; Metazoa; Platyhelminthes; Trematoda; Strigeidida; Schistosomatidae. The record is from the annotation of a GenBank genome assembly.
AUGAAAACAGUAACACCUUCACCUAUAUUACCAAUAUGUUCUAUAAAUCCUGAAUCAUUAGAGACUAUAUCAUCUAUAAAUCCUAAUUCACAUGGUUGUUCAACAAUUUCUAAUUGGUUUACUGGUAAAAAUAAAGAAAAUGUUCAUGAUAAACGAUCAAGUGUAAAACGGAGAAAAUAUGAGAAAUUCAAGGAACUGUUGUAG